CAGUUCCAGAAGCGCAACCCUAAUUCAGAGGGCUUGAGCGUUCGGGGCAUCGUUGGUGUUGCUGCUGCUUCUCUUGCUCUGCGAAUCAUCAAAGAUGAAGUUCAACAUAGCGAAUCCGACUACUGGUUGUCAGAAGAAGCUUGAAAUCGAUGAUGACCAGAAACUUCGGGCCUUUUUUGACAAAAGAAUUUCCCAGGAAGUUAAUGGAGACGCACUGGGUGAGGAGUUCAAGGGAUAUGUGUUCAAGAUUAUGGGAGGGUGCGAUAAACAAGGUUUCCCCAUGAAGCAGGGUGUUCUGACCCCAGGUCGUGUUAGGCUCCUGCUGCACAGAGGUACCCCGUGCUUCCGUGGAUACGGAAGGAGAAAUGGGGAACGCAGAAGAAAGUCAGUUCGUGGAUGCAUUGUGAGCCAGGACCUCUCUGUACUAAACUUGGUAAUAGUGAAGAAGGGGGAAAAUGAUCUUCCUGGACUAACUGACACCGAGAAGCCAAGAAUGAGAGGCCCAAAAAGGGCUUCCAAAAUUCGGAAGCUUUUCAACCUUUCCAAGGAAGAUGAUGUGAGGAAGUAUGUCAACACAUACCGCCGAACAUUCACCACAAAAUCUGGCAAGAAAGUGAGCAAAGCUCCCAAGAUUCAGAGGCUGGUGACUCCGUUGACACUGCAGAGGAAGAGAGCCAGAAUUGCCGAGAAAAAGAAGAGGGUUGCCAAGUCCAAGGCUGACGCUGCCGAGUACCAGAAGCUUCUUGCUAUGCGAUUGAAAGAGCAGCGUGAGAAGCGCAGCGAGAGCUUGGCGAAGAAGAGGUCCAGGCUCUCCCAAGCCUCGAAACCGUCUGUUGCUGCAUAAAGCAAUUGAGAGGUAUGUUGUUCGUUUUUUGACAAUGAUUUUUGCAUGACUGUUGUUCUCUUUAUCCUGUUAUAUUUAGUUAAUUGAUGAGCUUAACAAACAUGCAUACUUAGCCGCACCAAAUCCAUGUUUUGUGUUUUGUUUGUUUUCUUGCUGUGAGGAGACAUUGUUUGUUAUGUUACCCAUUAAUAUGGUACUCCUUCCUUUUCUCCUACAUAAAUUGCAAUAUUUUUUA
This is a messenger RNA of Andrographis paniculata, 1079 nucleotides long. Its product is annotated as 40S ribosomal protein S6-like. Gene Ontology annotation, cellular component: ribosome. Bases 95 to 844 code for a protein of 249 amino acids. Gene Ontology annotation, biological process: translation. The transcript has 6 exons. The record is from RefSeq and is a predicted model, not a curated record. Gene Ontology annotation, molecular function: structural constituent of ribosome. Lineage: Eukaryota; Viridiplantae; Streptophyta; Magnoliopsida; Lamiales; Acanthaceae.